Molecule: messenger RNA, 4762 nt
Organism: Chiloscyllium plagiosum (whitespotted bambooshark)
Lineage: Eukaryota; Metazoa; Chordata; Chondrichthyes; Orectolobiformes; Hemiscylliidae
Product: Fc receptor-like protein 2
Biological process (GO): immune response; cell surface receptor signaling pathway
Cellular component (GO): external side of plasma membrane
Molecular function (GO): transmembrane signaling receptor activity
Source: RefSeq, a predicted model, not a curated record
AGUGGAAACAGUAUCAAAACAACAACGCAGCUGUUCCUUCUGUCACUGCAGUUCCUUUUUCUCUUUCAGAAUCAAACAACAAAAGCACUUAACUCUCAGAGAGACUGCCAGUCGGGAAAUCAGCACAUUCAAGGCAGUUGGUUCUGUAAGCAUGGAAGGUUGGUGUGAAGCUGCAGCAAGCAAUCAGAAAAGCUGGUAAAUGUGAGAAAUAGAAUGCACAGAUGUAGCAAGCAUCAGGUCACACUGAGUUGGAAACUGCUGUGCUAGAAAACCGCGUUGAAAAUGACGCUGACCUCCGUGCUUCUGAUCCUCUUGAUUCUUGCUCUCUGUCGGAUCACCCAAGCUUUCGGAAGGCCCGUGCUUAAUGUAUAUCCCACAAAUGGAUUUGUAAAAGAAGGAGAGACUUUAAAAUUUCAAUGUGGGACAGGAAAAGUACGGGCUGUUAUUUGGUACAAAAAUGGACAGUUUUUCGCUUAUGGAUGGGGUAAUUAUUACGAAACACUCGCGAACAAUGAAACUGGCGGGUCUUAUCACUGUGAGAUAUACAACUCAUGGAAAAAGAGUGAAACUGUUAAAGUUGUCGUCACGGAUAGAAAUGUGGCUUUCCAUGUUGUCCCAGUUUCACCUUUGGAGGGAGAAACACUAAAACUGAAUUGUCGGUACAAAUACGAUCAUAGGUGGAAGAAGGACUUUGGCUUUUAUAGAAAUGGCAAGAAGAUCCAUUCAAUGUGGCUCCCUGGACGUGAAUCAUCAUAUAGCAUUAAAGUAAACAGCACCGAUGACAGUGGAUGGUACAGCUGUAAAAUCGAUUGGUCUGAAUCACGAAAUGUUAAAGUUCAGGUACAAGAACGCUUCGCCCAGCCCGUGCUGAGGGUGGAACCGGCGUCGGAAGUAUUCGAGGGGCUACCAGUCACGCUGACGUGCACUGUCCCGGUGGCACAACCCUUUGUCCUGCUUCACUACUCAUUUUACAGAGACAGUGUCGCCCUGGAGGCCGUGCCUGGUCUUGGCAGCAUUUACACCAUCAAUGCAGCGGCUGUGAACAUUUCUGGGAAUUACACCUGUGAAGCGAUCAACACAGUUUACAGUCUGAGGAAGAGGAGCAGCAGCAUUCAAAUUUCCAUUAAACAGGUGUACACCGUCCCUGUGUUGACCGUGCGUCCUGAGGAACAGCUUUUUGAUGGCCAACGGGUCAAACUGGUGUGCUGGGUUGAAGCGAAUCCCUCCCAAGUUUCCUUACAAUACAGUUUUUACAGAAAUGGGAUCGUUCUCCAGUCUCCAUCGCACCACAGUGAUUACAUCUCUGAGUCAGCUCGUCCGACAGACUCGGGUAUUUAUCAUUGUGAAGUCACAGAUGGGAAGGUGUGGAAAUGCAGUAAUCAGCUCGAUUUGUCCAUCAUGCGAAUUCCAGUGUCAAAACCAGAACUGAUAAUUCAACCCGGAAAGGAUCUAAUCAAAGGAGACACAGGAUGCUUAAUCUGUUCAGUCUCCAAUGGUUCUCUGCCGAUUUAUUACCAAUUCUACAACAGCUCAAGUGUGGAACUGUACAGUGAGCUUUCCAACAGCACUGAGCUUGUUUACAACAUUGGGCCUAUCAGCAGAAGAGAUGAAGGGUUUUACCAUUGUUCAGUGAGAAAUGAGGUGACCGGCCCACAGCACAGUGAAGACAUAGAGAUCACAGUGAUAGUUCCUGUCACAGAUGCUGUGCUGAUUUCCUUCAUUAACGGAACUGAGAUACAGUCCGGCGAUCACCUUGUUCUCUGGUGUCAGGUGAGGGAAGGCACAGAGCCCCAGUUCCUUUGGUACCGUGACAAUGUGCUGCUACGAAACGGCAGUGCACACUACCAUGUGACUGCUGAUGGUGGUGAGCUGGUCAUUCAUUCAUUCCAGAGAGACCAUGUUGGAAGGUAUCAUUGUGCAGCAAUCAACAAAGGAACCAACAACACGAUUUUUAAUGUGACCAGCGACUACAUCAAAUUCACACUGCGAGCUCGAAGCUAUUCCAAGGAAAUCAUGGCAUCGCUCCUCCCAGUUCUGCUGAUGGCUGGCCUGCUUGUGUCGGGUUGCUACAUCUACCGGAGGGCCACAGGCAAUUCGUCAACUGCGUCACAACCCAGGAUAACUGGAUCCCAACCUUCUGGUGAAGGGACAGCAGCCAGCAAUCUGGAGUAUGCGGUAGUUGGAGCAGCACACAAUGCUGAAAACAUCACUGCGGAUCUGGUUUAUUCAGAGGUCACCAUCAAGAAGAGAAAAGAGCCCGGCAACAGUAUUGCUUUCUGCUCCGAUGUGAAGAAGGAUUCGAAGACUGACCUUGAUGAUUAUUGUAUCACAUACGCCACACUGAAUCUCAGCGAGCCCUCGCAGGAAGAAGAUGGAGGGGACGGAAACGUUUAUAUGAAUAUUCCGCGGAAGUAAGAAGCAAGAAGACAUAUUGGUUGGGGGGUGUUCGUUUGAUUCAAUACAACGACUGGUGAAGCGAUACAAUGUACCUCCUGUGUACAGAUAACAAACUUCUUAACUUUAUGUUGGAAACGGUGUUUCACAAUUUGACUCCACUCGUUUCCUUCCGGGGAAGCUACUUUCACGUCAGUGUGACCAUCAAUCUGUUCUGGACUUCGCUGGGUUUUGAAUUUAUCAAACUAUUUUGACUGCUUGCUUUCUUUGGAUAUUUAAUAUCUGCUUCUCCUUCACUGUGAUGUACAUAUCUGAGGAUUAAGCUUUUCAUUUCGUCCACGUUUAAUGGGAGGAAUGCAUCAUCUGUCUCAUUCUUUGAAUGGACGAUCACGUGAAUGUCCCAUUCUGAAUAAUUUAGAACAGAAAUUAUCAGACGGUUCUGACAGGUGGGAGACACUCAGACAGAAAGCAGGCAGUUUUACUGGUUACUUUUCAGGGUGAACGUGUCCUGGAGUGUGCAGCUUGAACUUGAACCUUCUGGCCCCAUAGACAGAAUGGACACUGAGCUGCAAACCACUGGAGAUCCGGAUGGAGGGAGCACGGCUGAUAGGGAGUCUCCAUGGAGAAGCGAACUCUCAACAAUAAGAGACCCCUGCCCGAUGCAUCAGCCCGGCUUUGUGAGAUUCUGUAACCAUUGUGGGAGUGUAUGGGAUGUCUCACGCUGCAGUUGUUUUGGAAACGCCACGAUGAUAGGGGUGGGGGUAUCAGACACAUCCAGAGCAGCAGACUUGAACUUUGAAUGGGGAAGCGAUGGCCUGGUGGUGUUAUCGGUGGGCUGCUCAUACAGAGACCCCAAUAAUGUUCUGGGGACCCGGGUUUCAAUCCUACCACGAAAGAUGGUGGAUUUUAAGUUCAACAAAAUUCUUGACGUUUAAAGACUGAUUGUGACUGCGAAUCAAUUGUCAGUAAAACCCCAUCUGGUUCACUAAUGUCCUUUAGGGAAGGAAACUGCCAUCCUUACCUGGUCAGGCCUACAUGUGACUCUUGACAGACAGCAAUGUGAUUGAUUUGUAACUGCCCUCUGGGCUAUAAGGGAUAGACAGUAAAUACUGACCUCUCCAGUGAUGCCCUCUUCCCAGGAAUAAAAGAAAAGUUGGCCUCUCAGUCCGGAGGUAGGGACACUGCCACAGCACCACAUAGGGCUCUGACUGAUGUAAAUACAGGCUUUGUUGAAGAUGUUAAUAUUUUAAUACCGCCCUCGUACUGAUCUGAUAACUGCUGUCCAUCAAGAAAGGAGCAGUGCAGGUCUGAUUGCAAACUGAUAAACUCCAUCAGGAACAACGACAGUGUGAGGGCGGAAGGUUCUGGUCAAUAGAUAUCAUUUGUCUUUCAGUGGAACAGCAGGACCAUGUCGAUGAAUUUUUAUGCAUUAGAGCGAGUGAAGACAGUGACUCAGUUACAGGUUUUAAACAUUGCAGUCCCUCAUUCAGGCAAAGGAUGUAGGCCAUUACUGGCAAGGACAUCAUGCAUGCCCCUAAUCAUGGAGUCAUAAAGUCAUAUAGCAGGGGAACAGACACUUCAGCCUAACUCAUCCAUGCUGACCAGGCAUCCUAAACUGAACCAGCCUCAUUUUCUUGCACUUGACCAAUAUCUCUCAAAACCUGUCCUGUACAUGCUGGUUCCAUAUAUGCAACAACUACUGCAUGAAAAAAUGCCCCUCAGGUCUCUUUUAAAUCACUCUACUAUCAUCUAAAAUAUAUGCCCUCAUUUCUACUUUCCUACCCAGGGAUACGACCUUGACUAUGCCCCUUAUGAUUGUAUAAACCUCUAUAGUGUCCACCCCUCUGAUGGUGACCCUCCAGGGAAAAAUAUCGUCCCAGGCUCUCCAGCCUCCUCUUAUUAUUAAAACCCACGAGCUUUGAUAACAUCCUUGUGAAACUUUCCUGGAUCCAUUCCAAUUUAAUAACAGCAGGGCAAGAGGAAUUGUAUGCAAUACUCUAAACGUGGCCUGGCCAAUGUCUUGAACAGCCGAAACAUGACAUCUAAACUCCAGUCCUCAAUUCUCUUUUCCCAAUCCAUCGCCAUUCGAAUAAUAAUCCACCUUCCUGUUCUUGCUCCCAAAUUGGCUAACCUCACGUCGAUCCAUUUUAAACUGUAUCUGCCUUAGUGGUCUUUGCUUUUGUACACAAUAAUACUGUAUUCAGUAAAGAACAAAAUUCCUGUACAUAACAUAUUGGGAGAUUUUCUUUAUUAAGUAGAGAUAAGCUGGUGGAACCCUCUUGAUGAGAUGUGAGAUGAUUAUCAGAGAAUGCAAACCAAAAGGAUUGUGAAUGUGUCAUUCAGAAAUAAAAACUGCAAUUGUUUGAAA